Molecule: messenger RNA, 7120 nt
Organism: Oncorhynchus gorbuscha (pink salmon)
Lineage: Eukaryota; Metazoa; Chordata; Actinopteri; Salmoniformes; Salmonidae
Product: hypermethylated in cancer 2 protein-like
Exons: 2
Coding region: 20-1588 (522 amino acids)
Biological process (GO): regulation of transcription by RNA polymerase II
Cellular component (GO): nucleus
Molecular function (GO): DNA-binding transcription factor activity, RNA polymerase II-specific; protein binding; RNA polymerase II cis-regulatory region sequence-specific DNA binding
Source: RefSeq, a predicted model, not a curated record
GUAAACCAAAGUGUGUGUGAUGGAACAGCCGAAUCAUUCAAAGCAGCUGCUACUGCAGCUGAACCAGCAGCGAGCCAAAGGAUACCUGUGUGAUGUCAUCAUCGUGGUGGAGAACGCGCUGUUCCGCGCCCACAAGAACGUCCUGGCGGCUAGCAGUGUCUACUUCAAGUCGCUGGUCCCCCACGACAACCUCAUCAACCUGGACACAGAGAUGGUCAGCCCCUCCAUUUUCAGACAGGUGUUGGACUUCAUCUAUACGGGUUGUCUGUCCAGUUCCGACUCCGUCAGUGACCACAGUAUCUCGUCUCUCCUGAUCGCCGCCUCCUACCUCCAACUGACUGAACUGGCUGCUCUCUGUCGCAGGAAGCUCAAACACAACGGUCAGACCCCCUCCAGCUCCAACAAGAUGACCCCCUCCUCUUCCACCUCCCCAACCCCAAAUGGACACACCCCUGGCCCCCUCUGCCUCUCCUCCACCCCCCUCCACAACCACCAGCACCAUAACAACCACUCAGUGUCCAAGAAGGGGAUCCAGAGGAACCAGAGACCGAGCCAGGAGGGAAGGCUGAGAGAGGAUCUGUCCGAGAAGGUGUUUAUUUCAGACUCGCACUGUGCCUCCCUCAGCCCCUCUGGAGAAGGUAGGAGUAAUGGGCUGGGACUGGACCUGUCCAAAAGGAGUCCGUCAGAGAGCACUGCCACAGAGGAGGUGUCCCCCAGCAGUCUGCUCCAGAGCUCUUCCCCCAACUCCUCCUCUCUCUCCCCCACUCCCACUCCUCCCACAACGUCUAGUGCUAAGCCAGAGCCUCCAAAGACCUCCACAGACCUCCAGCCCAGAGCCCCUCGCAAGAGGCCCCGAGGUGAUAAAGUGACCCCAGAGCUGGAGGAUGGAGAGGUGGAUGGAGAGGAGAACGGUCUAGAUCAGAGUGAGGGGAGCGGGCACAGCGGCAGAGGAGGAGGAAGAAAAGGGAGGAGAAAUGGAAACACCAACUACAUAUACCGUCAGCCCCAGCCAGGGUUUGAGCCAGGUGUGGGGGACAACCUGUACGUCUGCAUCCCCUGUGGGAAAGGCUUCCCCAGCUCAGAACAGCUCAAUGCCCAUGUCGACACACACACCCACGACCAACUCUACCUGAAAGACGAGGAGGAGGAAGAGGAAGAGGAAUGUGGUGGAUACUUGAAGGACAAAGAUCCGGACACAUGCCCAGAUGACUCUGCAUCAAAGGGGAUGAAGCCUGACCCUGAAGAACCUGGGCAUCUCUGUACAGUCUGCAGUAAGAGCUGCAAGGACGCGACAUCACUACGGCAACACGAGAAGAGCCAUUGGCUGAACAGGCCAUUCCCCUGUAACAUCUGUGGCAAGCUGUUCACUCAGCGAGGCACCAUGACGCGCCACAUGAGGAGUCACCUGGGCCUCAAGCCCUUCGCCUGCGAGGAGUGCGGCAUGCGCUUCACACGACAGUACCGCCUCGCCGAGCACAUGCGGGUCCAUUCGGGGGAGAAGCCCUACGAGUGCCAGCUGUGUGGCGGAAAGUUCACCCAGCAACGCAACCUCCUUAGUCAUAUGAGGAUGCACACCUCGCCCUCAUAGAGGACACUUCACCAUGGUUACUGCAGCUGAACCACAGCUACCUGGGUUCUAUUAGGCUGUCUACCUCAUCUUCAGAUAUCUAUCUGGACCCUCUGUUAUCCAUAGUACCUCCUCACCCUUGUAAACACACCUGGCUUCUACCUCAUUUUCAGCUAACCAUCUGGAGCCUCGGUUACCUAUAGUACCUCAUCACCCUUGUAAACACACAUGGGUUCUACCUCAACUUCAGAAACUCACCUUGAAAUGAAUUACCUCACCUUUAUAACCACUCACCCCGAGUAACUUUACCAAUAUUUUCAACCUCUUAACAACUAUCGCUUAUACCCUCACCCUCGUAACAACUAUCACCCAUACCCUCAACUAGGGAUUCAUAUUUUCGCGAAAACCUACCAAGUUUUAAUACGGGCAAUAAUUUAUAUUUAUCCCAAGAGUCCCGGGAAAUACCGCAGAAAAAUGGAAGUGCCCAUUCUCAAGCCUUUAAAACCAAGAUAUGUCACUAUGCCUGGGUUCUCCCAAAAUAAGAUAUGUCACUAUGCCUGGGUUCUCCCAAAAUAAGAUUGUCGCUGUGCCACAAUGCCGGCUUGGCUGCGCCACUGUAAAGUUUUCACAGCAAGUGAAACUGAUAUUUAGUAAUGAUAGAGUAACUUUGAUCACCAAUGACAUUGUUGUGAAUUGCGAAACAGGCCGUUCAUGAAUUCCGAGCAUUAUCAUGUUACUCAGUUAAUUUAGCCCAGGACUACUGCUGAAAUAUAGACUAUAGUGUUGUCAAAUCAUACAAACUUUAACGGCAGUCAAACAAAAGUCAAAUGACUAAAGUUGCAACGCUUGUUAACCUCCAACGAAUGACAAAACAUCUCCUAUUUGGCUAAAUGCAGUUGAUGAUUAUACAGAUAGCAGAUCAGCUUGUUGAUAACUAGUAGUUGAAGAGAGGAAAUAGUUUAAAGAUCAAUGUAUCUUAACGGAGACCAUACUCUCUAACCUCGUACUGUCUGUUGAUCUCACAUUCUGUCCCGAUCCUCUCAUAUGGACAGAACUACGAAACAGCGCAGAGAAGCGGGGGAAUGUUCCAGGUAUUUUGACGUGCAUUGUUUUAUUUGUAUUUAUUGAACCUUUAUUUAACUAGUCAAGUCAGUUAAGAACAAAUUCUUAUUUCCAAUGACAGCCCACCCCGGCCAGACCCUGACCCGGAAGACGGUGGGCCAAUUGUGCGCCGCCCUAUGGAACUCCCAAUCACUGUGAUACAGCCUGGAAUCGAACAAGGGUAGUGACGACUCUAGCACUGAGAUGCAGUACCUUAGACCGAUGCGCCACUCAGGAGCAUAAGCAGACAUGCAUUGAUAGUGCAACCUAUGGAUUACAGAAUGAAGAUAGGAAUUUUAUUUUGAGACAAGAAUCAAGAUUUCUGGUUUCAGUGGGAUUAUUGGGACUAUAGGAAAAUAGCCUAGGCUCUAUAUAAGGCUACUACCUGAGUCAAUAGAUAAUACACUUGAAUUUGACUACAUUAUUCCAUUCUAAAUGUUUCUGAUCAGUGAUAAACGAAUAAAUUAACUACCACUUCUACUUGUCCAGCCAAGAUAAAUCAACCAAAUAUAUAGACAGAGAUUCAGUGAAACAAAAUCACAUUGAUUGAUUGACACAGGCUUUUUGUUGCGGUUAGGACAGGCUAGUGAAGAGCAAGCAGACUUGUAUAACAUGCUAGCAACAUUUUCUGAUCAGCUAAUAUAUGAGCAAACUAGAGUAAAGAUGAUCAUUAGCACUCACCUCAACUUGACUAACAUUUCCCCAGCCUACCAAAUAUCCUAACGGAGAUUCAGGGAAAACAAAAACCGGACAUUGAUUGAUUUAUCUAGACGAGUCCCCCACGCUUGUCUCGAAGCAGUGCGAUGGUGCUGUCUCAAUUAACACCGCUGAAAUGAUCAUGUAGGUGACCACACACGACUAUUGCUUUAAUUUAGUAUAACGGUUGGAUAUAACUUUGGCAGUUUCAGUGUAACCAAGAAUAUUUUCAUCAUUCAGUUGAUCAUAACUCAGGUGUUAUCCUCUCUCUGCGCUUUUCCUCGGCCCAAUGCCUGUUUCCUCGUCUCCUCACUCCUGUGCUUCCCACCUCCACCACGUUGUUCUCAACACCAGUUUAAAUCAAUAUAACCUACAGUUAUUUGGUCAUUUCCCGGGUCUUGUCACCAUUUGUUUUCGGGAAAUGUGACAAGUGGUCCAGGGACAGUCCCAGGAUCCCGGUUACCAGUGUUAAUCCGUACCCUCAACCUCUUAACAACUAUCAUCCAUACCCUCAUCCGCUUAACAACGAUCACCCUCAUCAUGGCAACCAUGAUUCCGUACCUCUAUUUGAGAACUGUUCCUCAUCUUACUAAUUAAUACCAACCAUUACUUCACCCUUAGAACCCAUCAUAAAUCCACAUUCAGCCAGCUGUUCUGGCUAUCUCAGGGUCAACACACCACACCUCUCCAUCUGACAUAAAACCAAAGACGCCUCCCUCCCCAUCCCAGGUGGCUCAAAUAUGUUUUGAUGAUAGCUUUUAGCAUCCAACCAAACUAGCCCUCCCAGGGUGUCAGUCCGUGCUGUCGUUCCUCCAGGAUUUUGUAGCUGUCUCUCGCUGGCCAAUGGGGGACCUCAUUGGCUCUCCUGCCUCAUUAUCAGACACAUACUGAACCCCAGGCAAAGUUGGCUAGCAGUCACUAAUAUUAUGUUCUCCAGCUAGAUAGGACAGGUGAGUCAGCCUAGCCAGUGUGCAUAUAAUAACAUAUCACCUUUACAUACACUGCCUGUUGGAAACGUGGCAUUAUUAGAAAAUGAUCAGGGGUGUUCUAACAGCAAUGUUUGCUUUAUUUGUAGUUCAUAGGUCAGACUUUGUAGUUUAACUUGGGUGUAAAAUGUUUGAGAACUUAGUUAUGCGUUUGUGAAUGUUUAGUCUGGGUAUUUCUACUUUAAGGGGUUUGGGUCAGGUAGGGGUGUUUCUUUUUAAUUUGAGGCAUCAUAUUCUGUUGGUACCGUUGUUUUGUCUGCAUUUUUAAAAGGCUGGUCUACUGCUACUAGCCCUGUCACACUGCUACCUCUUCACUCUUCAGAUUAACCAUUUAAUAAUACUCUCCCAGUAUCCCUGUAUUAAGUUUGCUUUUGGUUUUCAACAAGUUCCUCUCGUCUGUUAAUGCUGUGAGGGGAGAGUAUUGCCUCCUGGAUAAGUGUGUUACUGGUACUAGUGUAGGAGAUUGUAAGGUGAAAUCCAAAGAGAAAAUAAUUGCAAACUAACAACUAACAUUUUUCAAUGUCAGUGUAGUUUUAACGAUGCUAUUAUGUCCACUCCUAGUUCCACACAAACAGCCUUGUGGUAGAAAUGACUCAUGUUGAUUGGACCAACCUCACCUCAUUGCCUUACUUUGUCUUCACUAUGUCCUCAGGAGGACGACAUACGUGUCAUUUCUGAACAUCAAAGAAUGUGUUGUAAUUGCUUCGUUUUAGACUAGUAAGUACAUAGUUUUAAAAUUCUCUUUCCUACAUGUUUAUCACUUAAGUGUUGAAAAAAAGUCAUUUUUACUUCAGAAAAGUGUACAUAACUCAGGAACAUUGAUGUCAGGGUCUGGCGUCCAUAAAGUACAUAUCCACACUUAUGAGUUCCGUUAAACUGCAAAACUCUGCUUGUUUUGGUUCAGGCAUUUAGAAUGUCGACAGAUUAAAUGAAAGAGCAGAGUGAAAAGGAUAAACAUGUUUCAGCUGUGAGGGUGAUGACUCUAAACCAUAUCUUCAGGGAUGGUUCCUCACAUUUUAACUGAAGAACCCUCUGCUGUGUUGUCAAACUGUCUGUACUGUCAGAAAGCAAAAACACUAGUUUCCUAAGCAAGAGAUUUUUUAAAGGAGGUGGGUGGUGAUUAUCUUUCAAAUAACUUCUGGAUAAAAGGUAGAGGUGUUUUAAAAUAUAUUAUAAAAUAUUAGUUCUUGAAUGUUAUCAGCAUGCAUUGUAUAAAAGAUACAAGCUUGUUCCAAAUCAACAGACUAUUUUCUAAACCAAAGCACAUACUGAACGACUGACGGCUUGUGUGGCGUAAAGUGUGAGUGUGUGGGAGUGUGAUCUCAUUGUUUACAUAAACCGAACAGUCAGACCUCAGGCAAGGAAUCGUUUUUUCACGUCUAGAAACAAAGAAAAGAACCGCAUUAUGUUUAUUUGCAUGUAUUGUUGAGCCUGUAAACUUAAGUAUCCGCAUGUUAUGAAAAUAUGAUGAAGCCAUUUUUGAUAUCUUGUUUGUUGUUGAUUGUUUGUUGUGACCAACCAAAUGUUUUACGAAGGGGUAGAAACAACAUGUGAAAAGGGAGUAGGCUGUAAUAUCGAGUUAUUUAGUCUACAACUCAUUAUUUUUAAGAAUAGGAAAUAUUACCUCCGAGUACACCAGUCAGGGAUUUGGUCACAAACCCUUUAUCCAAUUACAUUAUUGUAUUUAUCUCUUACUGUCUCUUUCUCGUUAAGUAAGUUGUUGCAGUCACUUACAGACAGUGUAGUCUAUUGAUGAAUGUAUUUAUUAGAUUGAUCCUGUUUUAAACUGCUUUAUGAUAUCUCAGUGGAUGAUAGUCAGGGGCUUUAUUACUUUGUUACUGCUAAUACAGUUUAGAGAGAAAGUGUGUUAAAGGGUUAGUUAACCCCAAAUAGCUUGACAACCACUCUGUGUGAGAAAGUCAAUCUAUGAUCUAUUGGGUGAAAGGACCCUUUAAACAUGAUAUGGCUAUAAAUACGAUCAAGCUCCCAGCCCAAGACACUGGAGACAGUGGGAAUGUACUGCUCCUGUGGUAUAGGUGUUUUGUACCACUUUUACCUCAUCCAAAGCAUGUAGAACACAAAGAUGAAAUGUUUUUUAUUGUGCUACAUUGUUUCCUGUUUUUCUGAGAAUGUAAUCUGUGUUGUUGUUGUUGUCAUCUGUUCUAUAGGUGGUCUUAUCCAUUGGUAUGGGACCACUGACUCCUGGUACAGAUACAAUAUGUAUUGUAUUCUACAGAAAGCAUUGGUUUUGUCAAAGCAACUUCUGUUAAAAGCUGGUAUUGUUACUAUUACAGAGACACUUCUUGUUUAAUCUCUAUCUGAAAACCAAAGGUGUCUAUGGCAGCAUAAAUAUGUACAUAGUCACACGUGCCACUACUAAUCCAAACCAAGCCACUUAUGAACUAAACCAAAGGCAGUCUAAGGCAGCAGGUCUAUUCAUAUAAUUCCUAAGACUUUUGGGCAUGAAACCAUGUCAAAGCUGGCUUUAUGUAUUAAUUUACUCUGUCUUUGUACAACAAGCUUCUCUGUUCUACUAAAUAUUUGUUCAAUUAUAUAUAUUUUUCUCAGUCUUCAACAUGCUUUACCUAGAAACUCCAAAGUUCAAUUCCUCAGAGCUUUGUGUUCAGGAGUUUCUUGAUCCGUGUGGUUCUCGCUGCACCACCAUGUGAUUCAACACAAUGUCAUGAUUCAGAGUCCACUGGUUAACCUGCAGUCUCUUAAUGUACAGAUAUGAGUGUCAUCUUUAUAAAGAUCUUUUCAUUAAACUUGA